Messenger RNA from Ananas comosus (pineapple), 1519 nucleotides. Its product is annotated as putative PAP-specific phosphatase, mitochondrial. Lineage: Eukaryota; Viridiplantae; Streptophyta; Magnoliopsida; Poales; Bromeliaceae. Gene Ontology annotation, molecular function: 3'(2'),5'-bisphosphate nucleotidase activity. Gene Ontology annotation, biological process: sulfate assimilation. Bases 17 to 1294 code for a protein of 425 amino acids. The transcript is spliced from 9 exons. The record is from RefSeq and is a predicted model, not a curated record.
CUCUCUCUCGCUCGGCAUGGCUGUUCUCAACCCUUCACUUCGCCUCGCCAUUCGCCCAUCUGAUGCUCCCUUUCGCUCCUCAAAUCCCCGCGCACUCUCCCCUCCCUUCGCCCUCAUCAGGUCGAGCCUCCCCUUCCCCCCGGAGAAGGCGAGGUUCCACCGCGAGCUCGAAGCGGCCGUCGACAUCGUCCAACGAGCCUGCCGCCUCUGCAUCGAUGUGAAGAAAUCGUUGCUGUCCGGGGAUCGCCGGAUUCUUGAGAAGGAUGAUAGGACGCCUGUCACCAUCGCUGAUUUUGGUGUGCAGGCUCUGAUCAGCUUAGAGCUGAACCGGUUAUUUCCUUCGAUACCGUUAGUGGCCGAGGAGGACUCAGGGUUCCUGAGGUCAAAUUCUGUAGAACCUAUCGAUGGUGAGGGCUACGAUGGUGAUUUCCUUGUUGAAGCAAUAUUGAAUGCAGUUGGUGAUAAAGCCAGUGGAAGUGAUCCUUUGACCUCUGACGAUGUGUUGGAAGCUAUAGAUAGAGGAGGGAAGGAUGCAAAUUCAUUUGAUGCCGAACCUGCGACCUACUGGGUGCUCGAUCCCAUUGAUGGCACUCGUGGGUUCUUAAGAGGUAGCGAUGCCCUGUAUGUGGUCGGUUUGGCUCUCAUUGUGAAAGGGGAGAUUGCAUUAGGUGUUAUGGGUUGCCCAAACUGGAAAAACUAUCCCCUCUCUGUGGAGAACAACAAAAAUAGUAAGAUUGUUGCCUCGGAAGGUGGGAUCAUUAUGGUUGCUCAUGCAGGUUGUGGUACUUGGAAAAAGAAAUUUUCACCAGUGAUUGGUAACUAUAGGGGAACUCUAGAUAUUUGGCAAAGAUGCUUUGUCGAUAACAGCUCCUUAGUUCAUGAGGCACGGUUCUGCAUUCCUGAUAGCCAAAGUUGGGAAUUUAUGCCGUUAUCUGCUCUGUUUAGCUCGACUAUUGAUGAUGCAGAGUGUAGAGAUGAGAAAGUGGUACUUCUUAUGCCGACAUGUUGUGGCAGUUUGUGCAAGUAUCUAAUGGUUGCCUCUGGUAGGGCUUCUGUUUUUAUUCUUAGAACAAGGGCUCAAACUGUAAUUAAGGUUUGGGAUCAUGCUGUCGGAGUUAUAUGUGUAAAUGAAGCAGGAGGGCAGGUCAGUGACUGGAGCGGAAACCAGCUGGAUUUCGCGGCUGAUACAAUAGGGCGCAGAAUCAUCUUUCCGUCGGGAGGGGUCCUUGUGACUAACGGCAAAUUACAUGGAGAACUUACGGAGAUGAUUUCUUCAAAUUCUUCAGUAGUUUGAUAUGCAACCCCAUUUAUUGUCCAGCCAAAUUAUUUUAUCACAUUCUUAAUCAGGUGAUAUUUCAUUGUUGUUGGUAUAAUUGACGUCGACUUUUUUGCCACAGGGUAAAGAAUAGUGUCAUUCUUAUGUAAUCAAAUUAUACAUCUACAUAUUUGUAAAAUAGACAAUCUACUGGAUUUCUGUUUCUUUUCCACUUUUCAAGUUAUUGACAGUGCUUUACUGAAA